This is a messenger RNA of Thelazia callipaeda (thelaziosis nematode), 1281 nucleotides long. NCBI's taxonomy places the organism in Eukaryota, Metazoa, Nematoda, Chromadorea, Rhabditida, Thelaziidae. The record is from the annotation of a GenBank genome assembly.
AUGCUUUAUAAAGGGGUAGUAGUAAGGUCAAACAAAGAAUCGCUUUACGUUUGGUGCAGACAGCUUGACAAGGAAGCGAUUUUGAACAAGCAAGUCAUGUGUGAUGAAGGAACUCUGUCACUUGGCUGUUGGAUAGUCUUCACCAUCAAAGAGGGCAAUCUAAUUGAUGAAUUUAUAGAAAUUCCUGAUGUAUUACCGACAGAAAUAAAUGCUGAAGGAGGUGUCACGAUUUUAACGCGGAUUAAAUAUCUUUCCGAAAAUUAUCGAGGCCUUAAUUUAUUGGCCCACUCAAAUGACUUGGGGAAUGUUGGAAUAUUCAAGCAUUUUCCAAACUUCGAUGAAAAACUUGAGCAUGAUGUCUGGGUCGAAAGAACGUUUUGGUGUAUUAGUAAUCAACCUCCUACGCCAGCGUCGGGAUCUCAAAUGAAGCAGCCGUCAUCUGCAUUUCGGCGUAUUACCAGAAAAUUGAGUAAAUCAGAUGGAUUGAGUCGUUCUUUUGAUGGCUGUAGUAAUUGUGUUGCUGGAAAUUCUUUGUGUGAAAGUAACGUGGACUAUAGUGAAGAACAGGAGCGAAGUUCUUCGAGACAAUCAUGUUUUUCUGAUGGUUUUUUCUGUUCCUGGCCUCAAACAGAAGAAAUGGAGAACAUCCUAAUUGUUGGUUUGAUAACUUCCUCUUGCAGUCAAAGAAGUUAUGUUUGGUCAAUGCUCGGUGAUGGAAUUAUAAUAUUAUCUGAAUCAGAGAAAUUGGAACAGGGUUGUUGGAUUAAAUUUGUAGCAUGCAACAUGGAUACCGUUUUUCGACGAUUCGAUAAACCAGAAGGGAUUAAUUACAUUGCAAAAAACUGGUACAUCAUCAAUCCAGUUUAUCCCACGACAACAAUAAAGGCUACAGUUUCAGUGCAAGUAAAGCUUUUUGUACCAAAAGAUUAUAAAAAUGGUCAAUUGAGUCUGUGGACCGAAUUUUUUGGCUCUGUUCAUGAUCCGUUUGAGCAUAUUAGUAAACUUAAUGAGUCAGGAAGUAUUUUGGGGCAGUGUAUUGUGGUCCGAAUUAUGAAAGUUAAGAAUGAACGUACUCCUGGCAGUAAAUGGCUCAUACACAAAGUUCUGCAUUUUGUUGAUGGUGAGAAAGCAGUUCCUAGUAUGAAAUCUCCAUCCUUUGCGGCUGAUGCUUUGAGAUAUAUGUAUGAGGACCCGCAGAUUUACCGUGUAAUGGAGAGUUUGGAUCACAGCCUUGUUCGUCAACUUCAAGAACCUCAUAUAAUAUUUUCUGCUUUCACAUGA